This is a messenger RNA of Ostrinia furnacalis (Asian corn borer), 2011 nucleotides long. Its product is annotated as probable tubulin polyglutamylase TTLL1. Lineage: Eukaryota; Metazoa; Arthropoda; Insecta; Lepidoptera; Crambidae. The record is from RefSeq and is a predicted model, not a curated record. Gene Ontology annotation, cellular component: ciliary basal body. Gene Ontology annotation, molecular function: tubulin-glutamic acid ligase activity; tubulin binding. Gene Ontology annotation, biological process: protein polyglutamylation; microtubule cytoskeleton organization. The transcript has a single exon. The coding region runs from base 1 to 1299 and encodes 432 amino acids.
AUGAAUCAGGACGCGAAGAAAACUUCCACGAACAUAUACGGAAGAGUAAACGUGCCGCCAGUGGAAAGAUGUCGCGUGAACUUUUGCACGGAUCUAGAGAAGUCAGUUUUGAUGAGCAAUUUCGAGCGACGCGGCUGGAACCAAGUCGGACCCGACGACGAGUGGAACUUUUAUUGGGCCUCAACUCAAACGUGCAGAAACCUAUUCAGCGUCGAAAGCGGCUACAGAAUGAACGACAACCAAAUGAUUAACCACUUCCCGAACCAUUACGAGCUGUCCAGAAAAGAUCUUCUAGUCAAAAACAUCAAAAGGUAUAGAAAAGAACUUGAAAGGGAAGGCAGCCCUUUAGCCGAAAAGGCCGAAAUCAUGCUACACGGCGGGCAAGUUGUCACACGAUACGUUCAUCUCGACUUUGUGCCCGUCACCUUCGUCCUCCCAGCGGACUACAACAUGUUUGUCGAGGAAUACCGCAAAUCCCCACAGAGUACCUGGAUAAUGAAGCCAUGCGGAAAAUCUCAGGGCACUGGAAUCUUUCUUAUAAACAAACUAUCGAAGCUGAAGAAAUGGUCCCGCGAGGCAAAAACUCCCUUCCAUCCGCAACUGAGCAAAGAAAGCUACGUGAUUUCCCGAUACAUAGACAAUCCUCUGCUAAUAGGGGGAAAAAAGUUCGAUCUGAGACUCUACGUGUUAGUCGCGUCUUUCCGACCUUUAAAGGCUUAUCUAUUCCAACUUGGCUUUUGUAGGUUUUGCACCGUGAAGUACGAUACCAGCGUUACAGAGUUAGAUAAUAUGUACGUUCAUCUCACUAACGUCAGUGUGCAGAAGCACGGAGGUGACUAUAAUAGUAUCCAUGGAGGUAAAAUGAGUGUACAGAAUCUGAGGCUAUAUUUAGAGGGAAGCCGGGGGCGCGCUGUGACGGAAAAGUUAUUUUCCGCGAUGCAAUGGCUGAUUGUGCAUUCUUUGAAGGCUGUUGCUUCCGUAAUGGCCAAUGACAGGCACUGCUUCGAGUGCUACGGGUACGACAUUAUAAUCGAUAACCAGCUGAAGCCGUGGCUCGUCGAAGUGAACGCCUCGCCGUCUCUAACGUCUACGACAGUCAAUGACAGGAUACUGAAAUACAAGUUAAUAGAUAACAUUUUGUCGCUAGUUUUACCGCCCGACGGGGUGCCCGAUGUGCGUUGGAAUAAAUUACCUAGCGCAGAGGCGUUGGGGAAUUUUGACUUACUUAUUGACGAAGAGCUAAUAGAAAAGGAGGAACCGAGUUCCGGCAGUCGUAUUGGGAAAAGUCGGAAAAGUUAACGUGAAUAAAUAUUUAUUUCCAAGAUUGAAAAGACGUUCGAGGUUAGCGCAUAUUUAUUUAAAGAGAAGUUCACUCGCAACUUUUUGUAAAAAAGGCCGUCACAAACAUUUCUCGCGCGUUUGAGAUUAACACCCACCAGGUGCAUACAUAAACAAGCUCAUGAAAAUGUCGCUUCAAAGUGCAUCAAAGGAGGCGUUUGUGGAGGUUGUGCACAUGCCGCCAUUUGCAUUUUAAUGUUUGCCGCCGCGGAAAAAUAACACCGGCCGCCAUUUUAUAUGCUAAACAGGAGUGAACUCUACACCGAUUAAUAUUGCAGGAGUUUUAUAUGUUGUGGGAAGUUGGCGUUGUCACAAAGGAAGUUCAUAAUUUGGUGUCGCCGCGGGACAGUCGGAACUUCUGGAAUUGGCUGAAGAUGCUUGUGUCGGGUUUUGUUUUACUGUGUAGGUGGUGACUGGUGAGGGGUAUCUUGCAGAGUUUUGUAAAUGACCCGGUCGUUUGGGUAAACAUAAAAGUUAGUUAGUUAGAUAUUUAUGUUCAAUAUUCUUAGCAUGUUUGCAUAUUUACAAACCAAGCCUGUGUAAAGUUUAGUUCGUUCAUAAAAUUUCUUUUUAGAUGUUAUGAAAAUAGUUUUAAUAAUUAAUGUUUGCUUUAAAGUAGUCUCUACAUACAUACGGAGUUUAUUUUAGUUAUUUUUUCACUAUUUUCAUAACA